Messenger RNA from Nilaparvata lugens (brown planthopper), 1424 nucleotides. RefSeq lists its product as uncharacterized. The record is from RefSeq and is a predicted model, not a curated record. The coding region runs from base 83 to 400 and encodes 105 amino acids. The transcript is spliced from 2 exons. Lineage: Eukaryota; Metazoa; Arthropoda; Insecta; Hemiptera; Delphacidae.
UGCGAAUUUCAUAUUUGCUGACGUCGGUUGCCAAGGGCGAAUUUCUGAUGGCGGUGUAUUCCGUGGGAGUACUUUGCAUAGAAUGAUCGACAAAAACCGAUUGGGGCUUCCAAUGGCUGAAAAACUGCCUGGAAGGUCUAUGUCAGAACCGGUACCAUACUUCUUUGCGGGAGAUAGUGCAUUCGCUCUAAGUGAUAAUCUAAUGAAGCCCUAUCAUGGAGACUAUCCAAAGGGGACUCCCCAAAGAAUAUUCAACUACAGAUUGAGUAGGGCACGCCAAGUGGUCGAAGAUGCGUUCGGAAUAUUAAGUGCUGAAUUUCGAGUUUUAAGGAAGCCAAUGAUACUGGCUCCUGAAAAAGUUGAGCUAGUUGUGAUGGCAGCAAUGUUGCUGCAGAAUUAGAACUCUGUCAAUGAAUUUCUACAAUGUUCAUGUAGUUAAUUUUUCAGUGUGAAUUUUGUCGUGAGAAAUUUAUUUUUCUGUUGAAAAAUAAUUUUAUCAAAUUAAGAUUUCACCUGUGCUAGCCAAGUUGUUUGAGAGGAUUUUACUGAGUAGGCUUACACCAAUCAUUGAGAGACAGCAAAUAAUUCCAAAUCACCAAUUUGGCUUCAGAGUGAAACACUCAACGAUAGACCAGGUGCAUAGGAUUGUUAAUAUAAUAGAGAAGUGCCUAGAAGAGAGAAAAGUUUGUUCAGCAGCUUUCCUUGAUAUAGGGCAAGCUUUUGAUAAAGUGUGGCAUAAAGGUCUUCUUUUUAACUGAGAAAAGUGCUACUAAAGCAAUUUACAGAUAUAUUACAAUCCUAUCUGACUGACAGAUUCUUUAGAGUCAGGCAUGAAAAUUCAUAUUCUGAUUUGAUGGAAAUAAAAGCAGGAGCUCCUCAAGGAAGUUUUCUAGGACCAUUUCUCUACCUACUCUAUACCAGCGAUAUUCCCAGUCUUGAUGAGAAUACCACAGCAACAUUUGCAGACGAUACAGCCAUAUUAUCAGUAGACAGUAAUAUUCAUAUUGCAACAGAAAAACUACAGAGAUCCAUCAACGAAAUUUAAGAUUGGACUAGAAAGUGGAAGAUUAAACUAAAUGAAGCAAAAUCGAUUAGCAUCAACUUCACCAAUAAGAAGGAUCUGCCCAUACCAAUAGCAAUCAACAACCAAGUUGUACCAUAUGCCAAUGAUGCCAAGUAUCUAGGUAUGACCUUGGACACAAAGCUUCGCUGGAAGGCCCAUGUCAAGAAGAAGUGAGAGGAGCUUGGAAUCGAAUAUAAGAAGCUGUAUUGGCUGAUCGGUAAAACCUCCUACCUAUCAAUCGAAAACAAAGUACUUCUGUACAUACAGAUAUUGAAGCCAGUAUGGACGUAUGGUAUACAACUUUGAGGGUGUACGAAAGACAGCAACAUCAAUGUCAUACAACGAUUCCAGAACAAGGUGC